CCCUCCCGGCCCUCUGAGGGCGCAGGGAUCCGAACACCCAUUCGAGUACGACUAGAGACGACAGACACACACAAUGGCGAACCUCAAGUUCGCCGUUAGCAUGCAACGGCUUGUUCCGUUUCUCGGCUUCCACCAUGUGCUCAUGGUAUUAAUAGCAAUCGCUAUCAUUCUACUAUCACUAUUACUCGCAGGAUGCUCAUCCACAUCACCACUCAUUCCCGGCAUCUUCCUCAUCUCGCUAUGGUAUGAAAAGUACACACCCGCCUAUGCGCCCGAACAGGUCGACCCCGGCGUCACGCAAGCCAUCGCAAACAUUGUCGGAAAUGCGCAGCUCGGUGUGCGCGUCGGAUACUUCGGUAUCUGCAUCAACAGAGACGGCGGUGGCUACAUUUGCUCCAACAACGCCACCGCACUCGUCGACAACCUGAACGUCGACCAAGACCCCCUCAACCUCGUCUGGGUCGCAGCAACCUUCAAGGACGCCGUCGUCUUCCCCUACCUCCUCAUCGUCGCCAUCAUCCUCGCAUUCUUCACCUUCGUUCUCCUCGCCACCUUCCCCGGCUGGCACGAGGAGCGCGACGAGCAAACCGGCUCCGACGUCGACGUCAAGCCCUUCCCCUCAAGACCCGUCUCGCAAGUCGCUCUCGCGCUCAUCUUCAUCUCCUCCAUCUUCGUGCUCGUCUCCGUCCUCUGGCAACACACCGCGUCUGUCGCAGCAGCCACGAUAGCGCAAGACCUGGGCAACGGCAGCGUCAAGUCUGGCGUCGGCACAUCCGCCAUGGUACUCGGCUGGUUCGGCUUCGUCCUGCUCAUAAUAGUAACCAUCGGGUUGCUCGUCAUGAUUCUUAGCAUCAUUGUUCUCGACCGCCUCACCGACAAUGACUAAUGCGGCACGGGCAAAUCAUGAUGAGGAACAGAAAAUAAGAACCAGUUGUUUAUAACGAAGAUUGAUAUUUUGGGCACCGAAGCGUUUUUGGCCUGUUUUCUUCGCUUCACUUCGAACUAGAGAAAACGUUUUACAUACCCUUUUUGGUUUUGGCCAGCCUUUGUGCGCCACGAGAACGAUAAAUAUUUGCAUUCAGGGCGCUUGGGUUUAAUGACUUGCAUAUGACGCGAAAAGUCGCGGAGAACGAGAAUGAGAAGGCUCAAUUUGAGCUGGGAUUUGGAUGGAAUGACGGCUGAAUGCCGAUGGGAUUGUAUCUAUAUAGCACACAAAUGAAAGAAUGAAAGUAAUACGG
Parastagonospora nodorum SN15 is the source of this 1238-nucleotide messenger RNA. RefSeq lists its product as hypothetical. The coding region runs from base 74 to 886 and encodes 270 amino acids. The transcript has 3 exons. Lineage: Eukaryota; Fungi; Ascomycota; Dothideomycetes; Pleosporales; Phaeosphaeriaceae. The record is from RefSeq and is a predicted model, not a curated record. Gene Ontology annotation, cellular component: mating projection tip; membrane. Gene Ontology annotation, biological process: conjugation with cellular fusion.